Closterium sp. Naga37s-1 is the source of this 3198-nucleotide messenger RNA. Lineage: Eukaryota; Viridiplantae; Streptophyta; Zygnematophyceae; Desmidiales; Closteriaceae. The record is from the annotation of a GenBank genome assembly.
AUGGGAGGCAAGGCAGGGACGUGUGGCGGGAAGGCAGGGAGGUGUGAUGGGAAGGCAGGGAGGUGUGAUGGGAAGGCAGGGAGGUGUGAUGGGAAGGCAGGGAGGUGUGAUGGGAAGGCAGGGAGGUGUGAUGGGAAGGCAGGGAGGUGUGAUGGGAAGGCAGGGAGGUGUGAUGGGAAGGCAGGGAGGUGUGAUGGGAAGGCAGGGAGGUGUGAUGGGAAGGCAGGGAGGUGUGAUGGGAAGGCAGGGAGGUGUGAUGGGAAGGCAGGGAGGUGUGAUGGGAAGGCAGGGAGGUGUGAUGGGAAGGCAGGGAGGUGUGAUGGGAUGGGAAGGCAGGGAGGUGUGAUGGGAAGGCAGGGAGGUGUGAUGGGAAGGCAGGGAGGUGUGAUGGGAAGGCAGGGAGGUGUGAUGGGAAGGCAGGGAGGUGUGAUGGGAAGGCAGGGAGGCAGGGAGUGUGAUGGGAAGGCAGGGAGGUGUGAUGGGAAGGCAGGGAGGUGUGAUGGGAAGGCAGGGAGGUGUGAUGGGAAGGCAGGGAGGUGUGAUGGGAAGGCAGGGAGGUGUGAUGGGAAGGCAGGGAGGUGUGAUGGGAAGGCAGGGAGGUGUGAUGGGAAGGCAGGGAGGUGUGAUGGGAAGGCAGGGAGGUGUGAUGGGAAGGCAGGGAGGUGUGAUGGGAAGGCAGGGAGGUGUGAUGGGAAGGCAGGGAGGUGUGAUGGGAAGGCAGGGAGGGAGUGUGAUGGGAAGGCAGGGAGGUGUGAUGGGAAGGCAGGGAGGUGUGAUGGGAAGGCAGGGAGGUGUGAUGGGAAGGCAGGGAGGUGUGAUGGGAAGGCAGGGAGGUGUGAUGGGAAGGCAGGGAGGUGUGAUGGGAAGGCAGGGAGGUGUGAUGGGAAGGCAGGGAGGUGUGAUGGGAAGGCAGGGAGGUGUGAUGGGAAGGCAGGGAGGUGUGAUGGGAAGGCAGGGAGGUGUGAUGGGAAGGCAGGGAGGUGUGAUGGGAAGGCAGGGAGGUGUGAUGGGAAGGCAGGGAGGUGUGAUGGGAAGGCAGGGAGGUGUGAUGGGAAGGCAGGGAGGUGUGAUGGGAAGGCAGGGAGGUGUGAUGGGAAGGCAGGGAGGUGUGAUGGGAAGGCAGGGAGGUGUGAUGGGAAGGCAGGGAGGUGUGAUGGGAAGGCAGGGAGGUGUGAUGGGAAGGCAGGGAGGUGUGAUGGGAAGGCAGGGAGGUGUGAUGGGAAGGCAGGGAGGUGUGAUGGGAAGGCAGGGAGGUGUGAUGGGAAGGCAGGGAGGUGUGAUGGGAAGGCAGGGAGGUGUGAUGGGAAGGCAGGGAGGUGUGAUGGGAAGGCAGGGAGGUGUGAUGGGAAGGCAGGGAGGUGUGAUGGGAAGGCAGGGAGGUGUGAUGGGAAGGCAGGGAGGUGUGAUGGGAAGGCAGGGAGGUGUGAUGGGAAGGCAGGGAGGUGUGAUGGGAAGGCAGGGAGGUGUGAUGGGAAGGCAGGGAGGUGUGAUGGGAAGGCAGGGAGGUGUGAUGGGAAGGCAGGGAGGUGUGAUGGGAAGGCAGGGAGGUGUGAUGGGAAGGCAGGGAGGUGUGAUGGGAAGGCAGGGAGGUGUGAUGGGAAGGCAGGGAGGUGUGAUGGGAAGGCAGGGAGGUGUGAUGGGAAGGCAGGGAGGUGUGAUGGGAAGGCAGGGAGGUGUGAUGGGAAGGCAGGGAGGUGUGAUGGGAAGGCAGGGAGGUGUGAUGGGAAGGCAGGGAGGUGUGAUGGGAAGGCAGGGAGGUGUGAUGGGAAGGCAGGGAGGUGUGAUGGGAAGGCAGGGAGGUGUGAUGGAAGGCAGGGAGGGAGGUGUGAUGGGAAGGCAGGGAGGUGUGAUGGGAAGGCAGGGAGGUGUGAUGGGAAGGCAGGGAGGUGUGAUGGGAAGGCAGGGAGGUGUGAUGGGAAGGCAGGGAGGUGUGAUGGGAAGGCAGGGAGGUGUGAUGGGAAGGCAGGGAGGUGUGAUGGGAAGGCAGGGAGGUGUGAUGGGAAGGCAGGGAGGUGUGAUGGGAAGGCAGGGAGGUGUGAUGGGAAGGCAGGGAGGUGUGAUGGGAAGGCAGGGAGGUGUGAUGGGAAGGCAGGGAGGUGUGAUGGGAAGGCAGGGAGGUGUGAUGGGAAGGCAGGGAGGUGUGAUGGGAAGGCAGGGAGGUGUGAUGGGAAGGCAGGGAGGUGUGAUGGGAAGGCAGGGAGGUGUGAUGGGAAGGCAGGGAGGUGUGAUGGGAAGGCAGGGAGGUGUGAUGGGAAGGCAGGGAGGUGUGAUGGGAAGGCAGGGAGGUGUGAUGGGAAGGCAGGGAGGUGUGAUGGGAAGGCAGGGAGGUGUGAUGGGAAGGCAGGGAGGUGUGAUGGGAAGGCAGGGAGGUGUGAUGGGAAGGCAGGGAGGUGUGAUGGGAAGGCAGGGAGGUGUGAUGGGAAGGCAGGGAGGUGUGAUGGGAAGGCAGGGAGGUGUGAUGGGAAGGCAGGGAGGUGUGAUGGGAAGGCAGGGAGGUGUGAUGGGAAGGCAGGGAGGUGUGAUGGGAAGGCAGGGAGGUGUGAUGGGAAGGCAGGGAGGUGUGAUGGGAAGGCAGGGAGGUGUGAUGGGAAGGCAGGGAGGUGUGAUGGGAAGGCAGGGAGGUGUGAUGGGAAGGCAGGGAGGUGUGAUGGGAAGGCAGGGAGGUGUGAUGGGAAGGCAGGGAGGUGUGAUGGGAAGGCAGGGAGGUGUGAUGGGAAGGCAGGGAGGUGUGAUGGGAAGGCAGGGAGGUGUGAUGGGAAGGCAGGGAGGUGUGAUGGGAAGGCAGGGAGGUGUGAUGGGAAGGCAGGGAGGUGUGAUGGGAAGGCAGGGAGGUGUGAUGGGAAGGCAGGGAGGGAUGGCGACGGCGCGAGAGUGAGAAUGGCAGGAAGAGUGCGGGGGGAAACGAGGGCGUGCAGGGGGGGGGGGGGGAAUGAGGGCGUGUCCGGAAGGGGAGAAGGCGUGGCGGGAAGGGGAGAAGGCGUGGCGGGAAGGGGAGAUGGUGUGGCGGGAAGGGGGGAUAGCGUGGCGGGAAGGAGAGAUGACGAGGCGAGAAGGGGGGAUGGCGUGGUGGGAAGGGGGGAUGGCGUGGCGGGAAGGGGAGAUGACGUGGCGGGAAGGGGAGUUGGCGUGGCGGGAAGGGGAGAUGGCGUGGCGGGGAAGGAGAGAAGGCGUGGCGGUGGUCGCGACGGGGCCGCGUGA